AUGGUAUCGGAGAACAUCCAACUCUGGUGGCGGAGAGGCCGUCAUCAAGUUUGGCGACGUUCGAAGGCUCGUGAGAAGGUCCUGGGAUACUUUGACAAGCCUCGCCCGUCGGGCUACGCUGUCUACCGUGCCUGGUUUACUGCCAAGGCGAAGACAAGACAGCGAACAUGGGCGACACUAAAGGUUGCGUAUGCAGCUUCCGAUAUCUCAUGGGUCGAUCUAUCAGUGGCGAGCAAGGCCCAGUGA
This is a messenger RNA of Dacryopinax primogenitus, 246 nucleotides long. RefSeq lists its product as uncharacterized. Lineage: Eukaryota; Fungi; Basidiomycota; Dacrymycetes; Dacrymycetales; Dacrymycetaceae. Bases 1 to 246 code for a protein of 81 amino acids. The transcript has 2 exons. The record is from RefSeq and is a predicted model, not a curated record.